AAGAGAAAGAUUCAGAGCCAAUUGCCAUGUCAUCUUUUUCUAAAGUAUUCAUAAUUAGUGAAAUAUCUUCAUCUAAGAGUGAAAUAAUAUUAUCUUUAUUAAAGUCAUCAUCUAAAAAUUCUUUUACUAUUAAUGCAUCAAGAGACAAAGUAGCAGCUUCAAUAAUAUUAGAAAUUGUUGAAGAAGUUUGA
Funneliformis geosporum is the source of this 191-nucleotide messenger RNA. The record is from the annotation of a GenBank genome assembly. NCBI's taxonomy places the organism in Eukaryota, Fungi, Glomeromycota, Glomeromycetes, Glomerales, Glomeraceae.